This is a messenger RNA of Arabidopsis thaliana (thale cress), 1255 nucleotides long. Its product is annotated as RING/U-box superfamily protein. Lineage: Eukaryota; Viridiplantae; Streptophyta; Magnoliopsida; Brassicales; Brassicaceae. Gene Ontology annotation, molecular function: metal ion binding; ubiquitin protein ligase activity. The record is from RefSeq and is marked reviewed. The coding region runs from base 83 to 682 and encodes 199 amino acids. The transcript has 4 exons.
AAGAAAUCCAAAUAAACUCAUUUCUGUAAAUUAGGAAACUUCUGAGAAAGUGACGAAAGCGAAGAAGGUUUCGGAAGUAAAUAUGUCUUCCUUGGGGAGCAGCAAAUCCCUGAGGGAUGAGAUGGAGGUAACAACCGCCGAUGUUUUUCCGGAGGUUAACGCCGCCGCUGUGACGGAAAAUCUUGAUCGGAACGAGCUUGUGCUUGCUGACGGAGUCGUGUCGGCUGAGGAAAGGAAUAUUGAGCCAGACAAUCGUGGAGAGAGGAAGAUAGAGAGCGAGUCGCCUCCAGAGGAUGAUGUUUGCCCGAUCUGUUUCGGCUCCUUUACGGUUCCGUGUCGUGGAAAUUGUGGUCAUUGGUAUUGCGGAAAUUGCAUCUUGCAGUACUGGAACUAUGCUGCAAUAUCUAGGCCUUGCAAGUGUCCCAUGUGUGUUAGGCACAUCACGAAGCUGUCACCAGAACCAUCUUUGCAAGAGCGUCAGGAGCAAGAGGUGAAGGAGGUUCUUGAUAAAGUCCGUAGGUAUAACCGUCUCUUUGUUGGAGGUCUAACUGGCUUUGUUCAGAAGGUGCAUGAGCUUCCGUUUCUAGUGAAGAGAAUGGUGUGGCAUAUGAUGGAUACAGAUGUGAACAAUCUGUAUUUUCACGAAGUGCGCAUCUUUGCAGUUAAGAACAUCUUACCCUGAAAUUUACAUUUCAUAGUUUAGUGUUUAGUUAUAUCUCUACCCACUUAUUCUUGUUGUCAUUUGUUGUCUGUACUAAUGGCCAAGCAAGACAAUCUUUGUAAUCAUCAUAGGAGCAACUAGUUUGUAUUUAUUCUUGUUUUUAAAGGCCAUUGAAAGAUGAGAAACUAAGUUUCUGUCGGUGUUUGCAGAUGUUCAUGAGUACCCUUUACACUGCCGCAGAGUUUAACUUCAUUCCAACGGGCGGGUUCAGAAUAGUGACAGUUUUUGACUACGCUGCGAUUGCUAUGAUCCUGAUUCUACGCUUAGUAGGGAUAUAUCGGAGGAGACGCCUAGCUCAGCAGGUUAGACAUCUAGCAGCUGCAGCAAUUGAGCCGGAAUUAGAGCAAAGGGAAUUGUAACAGACACGUGAAUCUAUUAAGUCUUGUGCAGUUUGAUCCUUGUGGAUAAGUUUGGUAGUAGAUCAUAGAAACCUCGAGAGUCGUGUGCAGUUUUACAGACAAUGAUAUUGCAGACUUUAAAAGUAUAUACAUAUCUCCUUUUCUAACAGUGGAAAUAAAAUAUUGAUUGGAAAAG